AUGCCUUUUGCUCGCUCCGUUUCUCGUUUGAUCUCCAACCCGGCUUUGAAGGCUAGCCCUGUCAGCCGGGCUGCCCGGACGUUCUCCAGCUCGGCGAGCGCUCAGAGCAAAGUUCUUAUGGUCCUCUACGAGGGCAAGGAACACGCCAAGCAGCAACCUCGUCUUCUCGGUACCGUUGAGAAUGAGCUCGGCAUCCGGAAGUGGCUCGAAGACCAGGGCCACACUCUGGUGACGACUUCCGAUAAGGACGGCCCCAAUUCCAAGUUCGAGAAGGAGCUUGUCGACGCCGAAGUGAUCAUCACCACUCCCUUCCACCCCGGAUAUCUCACUGCGGAGCGCCUUGCCAAGGCCAAGAAAUUGAAGAUUGCCGUCACCGCCGGUAUUGGCUCCGAUCACGUCGAUCUCAAUGCCGCCAACAAGACCAACGGUGGUAUCACCGUGGCUGAGGUGACCGGCUCCAACGUGACCUCCGUGGCCGAGCAUGUUAUGAUGACGAUUCUGACCCUGGUUCGCAACUUCGUCCCCGCCCAUGACCAGAUCCGCAAUGGCGAGUGGGACGUUGCUGCUGUCGCGAAGAACGAAUUCGACCUUGAGAACAAGGUGGUGGGAACCGUCGGUGUUGGCCGUAUUGGCGAGCGUGUCCUUCGUCGUCUGAAGCCCUUCGACUGCAAGGAGCUUCUCUACUACGACUACCAGGCACUGAGCCCUGAGGUCGAGAAGGAGAUCGGCUGCCGCCGUGUCGCAGACCUUGCCGACAUGGUUUCCCAGUGUGACAUCGUUACCAUUAACUGUCCUCUCCACGAAAGCACCCAGGGCCUCUUCAACAAGGAGCUCAUCGCCAAGAUGAAGCCUGGCUCGUGGCUCGUGAACACCGCCCGUGGUGCUAUUGUUGUCAAGGAGGAUGUCGCUGAGGCCCUCAAGUCCGGCCACCUUCGCGGAUACGGUGGUGAUGUCUGGUUCCCUCAGCCCGCUCCCAAGGAUCACCCUCUCCGCUACGCCGAGCACCCAUGGGGCGGCGGUAACGCCAUGGUCCCUCACAUGUCUGGUACUUCGAUCGAUGCUCAGGUCCGCUAUGCCGAGGGUACGAAGAACAUUCUGGACAGCUAUUUCUCCGGCCGUGAGGACUACCGCCCUCAGGACCUGAUCGUCCACAAGGGUGAUUACGCCACCAAGGCCUAUGGUCAGCGCAAGUAA
Messenger RNA from Aspergillus bombycis, 1194 nucleotides. RefSeq names its product formate dehydrogenase (NAD+) FDH1 (gene fdh). NCBI's taxonomy places the organism in Eukaryota, Fungi, Ascomycota, Eurotiomycetes, Eurotiales, Aspergillaceae. The coding region runs from base 1 to 1194 and encodes 397 amino acids. The record is from RefSeq and is a predicted model, not a curated record. Gene Ontology annotation, molecular function: NAD binding; oxidoreductase activity, acting on the CH-OH group of donors, NAD or NADP as acceptor; formate dehydrogenase (NAD+) activity. Gene Ontology annotation, cellular component: cytosol. The transcript is spliced from 4 exons.